AUGAAUAAUUCUAACGCUGAUGUAACAGAAAGAGCAUUAGCAACCCCAGUCCAAAAGGUGAAAAGGAAACGAACACGCAAGAGAUUUAAUCUGGACACAUCACCACUGAACAAAAAGCCAAAAAUAAGAUACGAUUCCCGUGAAACUGUUUGGGAUGACGAGAAUCUUAGCAAGAUAAUAGAGUAUCUUAAAACAAAUGGAUUCCACGGGGAAUAUGAAGAGAUCCGAAAAAUUUUUCCCACCAAUUUGAUUUCAGAAACUGGCCUACGAGAAAUGUUCCAAGAGCUAAGCAGGUGGUCUGAACCCCUCAAGGAUGAUUCUAAAGAAAGGGACCCUCCUAAAAAACGAAGUGCCAUCAAACCAUCCCCUGUCGAAGAAUGGAUCACUAUGAUCAGGGACUGCAUUGAAGCUCAAAGACAUUCUCCCAUCCCUGCAUUAAUGCUCAAAUGGAUAGCCAUGUUUGAAGAGCACCCUGAUCCAGCAUCAUGUUGUGAAGUAGAUUACAAAGCUAUUUACAUGUACAUAUCUUCGCUUUUGGACGGCCAUAUUCCUAAGCAACUGAACCCUCAAAGCGCAUUGAAACUAGUUUCCUUAUAUGAUGAUUUGGUGAAGAUAGUCAAGGCAUCCGCGACUGAAUCGCAAGAGUGGAUAAUCAAGUCGGCCAAACUAUCAAUCUGUAAUCAAAAGAUCUCACGAGAUGAAAAGAACAAACUCCUCAGAAAUCGGCGACGAACGGAAUGGAGUGAGGAGGAGAAGAAACAAGCCGCCAUUCUAAAAUCUGAUGAUUUAGAUGAAAUCAAAAAAAUUUAUUGCGAAAAUCGGGGCUUAAAUCCUUUUUCAUUUCCAUCCGGUAUGUAUAUGUAGCUUAUCCGCGCUGCUUCUCUCUGCAACUUGGCCCGAAAUUUGCUCUCUCAACUGGUCCUCUAAAUCCGCGUGCCUUUUUAUCGUCGGGACAAGGUUCGUCUCCUGCGAUUGAUUGUCUUUUUCAACGACAGUCGUGUCUGAGA
Messenger RNA from Daphnia magna, 1007 nucleotides. RefSeq lists its product as uncharacterized. Bases 1 to 864 code for a protein of 287 amino acids. The transcript is spliced from 5 exons. The record is from RefSeq and is a predicted model, not a curated record. NCBI's taxonomy places the organism in Eukaryota, Metazoa, Arthropoda, Branchiopoda, Diplostraca, Daphniidae.